This is a messenger RNA of Somion occarium, 1357 nucleotides long. NCBI's taxonomy places the organism in Eukaryota, Fungi, Basidiomycota, Agaricomycetes, Polyporales, Cerrenaceae. The record is from the annotation of a GenBank genome assembly.
AGUCCAAAUUUAGGCAGGGCCAUUUCAUAGCAAGCUUUGCAGAGUCGAUAAGGUGCUUUCUCCUCCUCCACUACCUCUCGUCUUGCCUCGCCAGAUGGCGACCAUGUCUCUUUUCUUUUUACUCCUAUGUAUACCGUCACUUUCCAACGCUCAUUCUCCUGACUUCCGACGCAUGCCACCAAACCCAUUCUUGAGACGAUCGAAUGUACCGCCAGAAGGAUACUACAACCCCUUGGACAAGGGUGGGAGCAUGCUAACGCAAGUGCCAGUGACGUUCCCUGCAGGACUUGGUGAACCGCUUAAUGCCAUCAUUUCUGGCUUUUCCGAUUCCGACGUGUUGAAGGAUCAAGAGACAGAUGGUGGUCUACGAAAUUACUUCUUAUCUUUUGGUUACUCGUCCGAAUGUCUAGGCCAGCACCUUGGUGACGACCAAGCUGCAAACCUAGGGGAUGGUAAUGGAACCAAAAACGAAACCGCAGUCAUUCGGUGGAAUUAUGGGGAUCCUCAAUUAGGUUCAUGUAGAGAAACUAUCGAAGGUGGUGGUCACUUUAGGUUUUGGGUGCAGGAUGGAGAUGACGCGGACAGUGGAGCACUAUUCCUUGCUGUUUCGUAUGAAUUGCCUCUUUCCCUGCAGCACGAUAUUAUUCCGAAUGGGUAUAACCUCGGAAGGGACUGGAUGAUUGGCAAUGCCACGAGCCAAAGUUCGCUCAUCCCUACGACAGAACUUACGAAUGCCUCAACCUAUUCUGGUCAGACAUCGUUCGAUGGUUACACUUAUCAGACAGACGUGAAAUACGUUUCUGGCCUCCUCUCCAAUUCGAGUAAUGGUAUCAACCAUUAUCUCAGUGUUGGUACAAAUGGAGCACCAGCAAUAGAUGGUCUCAUUGCUGUGAUGCAGGUCAAGAUUGUCUCGAGACCUGAGAAGUCAUCGACAAUCCGAAUAUCACCACCUCAGUCAUUACGCCUUCUCUCAUGUCUGUAUGCCCUGGUGGCUGUGGCUCCCCUCCUCUCGCUAUCGCUAUAACACAAUAGAACUUCCCACGGACAACACAUUCUAUACUACAACAUUCUCACUUCACGCAUUCGGAGUUAAUGCCUUUUGGAUCCUAGACUACGGACACUUUCUGCCGUGAUUCAAUAUUCAAAGUUGAUCGAAGUUGUACAUACCCAAGGCUUUGGAUGCUUGUUUCACCCCAUCACUUCCUUUCCCAAGCCUCGCGACCCCGACUUUUGACUUACCUGUUUAUCGCUGUUGCUUUCAUUUAUGCUCUUUAGCUUGUAUUUUAUGUGUCAGACCCACUCGUUUGCCUUGGUAUAGGACACCAUCUUUACGACAAUUCAUGACGUUUUGCGCAUU